Messenger RNA from Chinchilla lanigera (long-tailed chinchilla), 897 nucleotides. RefSeq names its product neurotensin receptor 2 (gene Ntsr2). Lineage: Eukaryota; Metazoa; Chordata; Mammalia; Rodentia; Chinchillidae. Gene Ontology annotation, biological process: neuropeptide signaling pathway. The record is from RefSeq and is a predicted model, not a curated record. Gene Ontology annotation, molecular function: G protein-coupled neurotensin receptor activity. Gene Ontology annotation, cellular component: plasma membrane.
AUGGGGCAGAAGCACAAGCGUCGCGCGUGUGCACCCUGUGGUGAGCUGCGCCACGCUGCAGGUCUUCACCCAGGAGCCAUCACGGCCGUGUAUGUCAUUUGCUGGCUGCCGUGUCGUGGCCGUAGGCUCGUGUUCCGCUAUAUCGCUGAGGAUGUGUGGGCACUGGAGGACCUGUGCGGCUGGGCUGGGGUCUCCGCAUCUCUGCCAAUGACCAGUGUCCUCUUCUCCGUGGGCUGUGUGGUGACCCCGGUCCUAUAUAACGUCAUGUCUUCCUCCUCCCAGAAGCUCUUCUGGGAGCCCUCACUGCCCUGUGUGAGCAUGUUGGUGUCCUUCGUGCUGCCGCUGGCGCUCACUGCCUUCCUGAAUGGGGCCACUGUGAACCACCUGGUGGUCCUCUACUCCCAGAUUCCAUCAGCCUGGGCCCCGGUCAGCUCCAUACCCUGCCACCCGGAGCUACUGAGUGAGGAGGGUCUCCUGGGUGUCAUCACGUGGAGAACCCCCUUGGGUGCCCAAGCCAGCCUGGUGAGACACAGUGCCAGCCAGAUCCACAGCCUGCAGCAAAGCGUCCGGGUUCUCAGAGCCAUCGCGGCCGUGUAUGUCAUUUGCUGGCUGCCGUGUCGUGGCCGUAGGCUCGUGUUCCGCUAUAUCGCUGAGGAUUUCUACUCCAGCUUGCUCUACAAUUUUUACCACUGCUUCUACGCAGUGACCAGUGUCCUCUUCUCCGUGGGCUGUGUGGUGACCCCGGUCCUAUAUAACGUCAUGUCUUCCUCCUCCCAGAAGCUCUUCUGGGAGCCCUCACUGCCCUGUGCCUGCCCCGCGGCCACUAAGAACUCACACGCCUACCACUCGCUGCCUGCCACAGCAGCUCCCACUGCUUCCCAGGGGAAAACCGGAUGA